Messenger RNA from Cyprinus carpio (common carp), 447 nucleotides. Its product is annotated as B-cell receptor CD22-like. Bases 1 to 447 code for a protein of 148 amino acids. Lineage: Eukaryota; Metazoa; Chordata; Actinopteri; Cypriniformes; Cyprinidae. The record is from RefSeq and is a predicted model, not a curated record. The transcript is spliced from 4 exons.
AUGUUGAAUACCAAUCCUCCAAAGAGCAUUUUAGUGUCCAUCAGUCCAUCUGGUGUAAUAGUGGAGGGAGAUUCAGUGACUCUGAGCUGCAGCAGUGAUUCAAACCCUCCUGCUCUGAACUUCAGCUGGUUUAAGGAGAAUCAAAGCUCAGCUGUUGGAUCUGGACAGAGUUUCAGUAUCUCCAGCUUUUACUCCAGUCACAGUGGACGCUACUAUUGUGAGGCUCAGAAUAAACAUGGAUCUCAGAGAUCAGAGUCUGUUUCAGUCACUGUUAAAGGGACUCAGAGAGCUGCUCUACAAACAGUUACUGGGACUGUGGCAGGAUUGAUCAUCAUCAUCAUGGUCAUCAUUGUGUUCAUAAGGAAGAGGCAGAGAGAAUGUGGAACUGAAGAUGUGAAUCAAAAGCAGGCAAAACAACACCCCUCCAUCUUCAGCUGCAAUAUUUGA